Molecule: messenger RNA, 717 nt
Organism: Trematosphaeria pertusa
Lineage: Eukaryota; Fungi; Ascomycota; Dothideomycetes; Pleosporales; Trematosphaeriaceae
Product: DNA replication complex GINS protein PSF2
Exons: 3
Coding region: 1-717 (238 amino acids)
Biological process (GO): double-strand break repair via break-induced replication; DNA replication
Cellular component (GO): GINS complex; nucleus
Source: RefSeq, a predicted model, not a curated record
AUGGCAUUGCCGCUGCCGCCGGGGCUUACGCCCCCUGAGAUUGCCUUUCUGUGCGAGAUGGAGCUCGUCACGGUGAUACCGCGACAGAGACUUGAAGGGCUCGAGCUACUAGGAGGCCCUCUAAAGCCGCUCAAUCCUCCACAAAGAACCUCUGUGCCGCUCUGGCUCGCCCUGCUCCUAAAGCGCCAGCGUCGCGCCAACAUCCUCCCUCCGCCGUGGCUCUCGCCCGAAUCCUUGACCGCGAUAUUGGACCACGAAACCGAGUACGCCGAUGCCUUCUCUCCGCCUCCACGGUUACCGCCUCUCGCCUCGAAUAACACGCUUCCCUUCUCCCCGCCCUUCCUCCCUAGCUCGACAGCAGACGCUGCGCCAGAUGCUCUACCAUACCACUGGUUAGAAUUGGGGGAGAUGCUACUAGAAGCUGCGGCGGAUGAUUUUGAGGAUCCUGAUAAUGUGCGCAAGCUGCUACGAGGGCUCCGAGAGGUUAGAAUGGCGAAACUGAGGCACGGCGUGGAAGUCUUAGAUGCUGGAGGCGGGGUACCGAUGAAUGGAGUUGGAGGAAUGGAGGUGGGAGAAGGGAGGGCAUUUGUCACGGGUGUCAUUGACGGCUUGAGGAAAAUCGCCGCAUCACGAGAACAGCAGAAGAAAGACCGGGAGCGUGAGGAAAGAGAAAAUGGAUACUCCGACUACGACAAUGACGAGAUGGACAUGCAAUGA